AAAAAAUCUCACUUAAUUCUGAUCUAUUUUAUCCAAUCCACCGCUCCAUUCUCCGAUCAAGAAACAAAAAAAAAAAAAAAAGAAAAUGGCAGCGAUCACCGGUUCUUCUAUGGCGGCUACGAAAGCAGUGACUGACUCACCGAAAAUCGAAUCGCCGGUCCACCGAUCCUCCCGGCUUAGCUACCCAUGGAAGCGGUGGACCUCCGGUCGGAUGAGCGCAGUUGGACCGGUGGCAGCCGCACCAGACCGGAUAUCGGAGAAGGUGGUGGAGAGCAUAAAGAACGCGGAGGUGACGUGCUCGGAAGAUCCGGCGAGCGGCGAGUGUGCGGCGGCGUGGGAUGAAGUGGAGGAGCUAAGCGCCGCCGCCAGCCACGCACGUGACCGGCUCAAGGACGCGGACCCGCUUGAGGAUUUUUGUAAGGAUAAUCCCGAGACGGAGGAGUGUCGCACGUAUGAGGACUGAGUAAUUUCGAUUUCAUUUGCAACUUUUUCUUUUUUCUUUUUUGGGUUUAUUUCCUUUUGGUUAAGGUAGAAAGGUUAUUUGGGUGCGUUUUGUUUUUCCUUUCAAGUUAGGAAGGUUGGGUGUGUUUGUAUGUGAAAUAAAAAUUACUAUAAAAUAUUUUAGUUUCCAUUAUUAUUA
Cucumis melo (muskmelon) is the source of this 640-nucleotide messenger RNA. RefSeq names its product calvin cycle protein CP12-1, chloroplastic. The coding region runs from base 86 to 463 and encodes 125 amino acids. The transcript has a single exon. Gene Ontology annotation, cellular component: chloroplast. The record is from RefSeq and is a predicted model, not a curated record. NCBI's taxonomy places the organism in Eukaryota, Viridiplantae, Streptophyta, Magnoliopsida, Cucurbitales, Cucurbitaceae. Gene Ontology annotation, biological process: negative regulation of reductive pentose-phosphate cycle.